Molecule: messenger RNA, 1535 nt
Organism: Aedes albopictus (Asian tiger mosquito)
Lineage: Eukaryota; Metazoa; Arthropoda; Insecta; Diptera; Culicidae
Gene: Bcs1
Product: mitochondrial chaperone BCS1
Exons: 2
Coding region: 189-1463 (424 amino acids)
Biological process (GO): mitochondrial respiratory chain complex III assembly; protein insertion into mitochondrial inner membrane from matrix
Cellular component (GO): mitochondrial inner membrane
Molecular function (GO): ATP hydrolysis activity; ATP binding
Source: RefSeq, a predicted model, not a curated record
CGGUGUUUGUUUCCGAACGAAGCGCAUCGAUAUCGUCAGUUUUGUUUGGAUUCCCUUUCUGACAGUAGCGAAUCAUGUGUUUUUGGCGGUUCUUGUUUUGGUAACGUUCUGCGGAGCAAAUUUGAUUUAAAUCCGGGAAAACUAGGUGCAUUUUAUAGUUCUUUUUAUAUUAAACCGCGAGUUUUAAGAUGACCAUCACAGACUAUGUCUCGGCGCUAUCGGACAAUCCAUACUUCGGUGCCGGUUUCGGCCUGUUUGGGCUCGGCGCCGGUGCCGCUAUGUUACGUAAAGGGCUGCAGGGCGCGUUGAUUUUGUUUCGUCGGCACUACAUGAUAACGUUGGAGGUUCCCUGCCGGGACAAAUCCUACCAGUGGGUGCUGCAGUGGAUUACCCAGAAGGGAGCGAAACACACACAGCACCUCAGUGUGGAAACGUCCUUCCAGCAGCGAGAUACGGGUCACAUCAAAACGAAGUAUGAUUUUAUCCCAUCUAUUGGGACGCACAUUAUGCGCUAUGGAGGCACCUGGAUCAAGGUAGACCGUGCCCGGGAACAGCACACGCUGGAUUUGCAUGCAGGGAUACCGUGGGAAACGGUACAGCUGACUGCGUUUGGAAGGGAUAAGAACUUGUACUUCAAGAUUUUGGAGGAAGCUAGACAACUCGCCCUGAAAAACACGGAGGGCAAAACCAUUAUGUACAGUGCCAUGGGUUCCGAGUGGCGUCCAUUCGGUCAUCCCAGAAAGCGGAGACCACUGAAAUCCGUCGUGCUGGACGACGGAGUUUCGGAUCGUAUCCUGCGGGACUGCCGAGAGUUUAUUCAAAAUCCCCAGUGGUAUGCGGAUCGCGGAAUACCCUAUCGGAGAGGAUAUCUCCUAUACGGACCUCCCGGCUGCGGAAAGUCCAGUUUCAUCACGGCUUUGGCUGGGGAAAUUGAAUUUGGCAUUUGUCUGCUGAAUUUGUCGGAGCGAGGCCUUACGGAUGACCGACUGAAUCAUCUGAUGAAUGUGGCGCCUCAGCAGUCUAUCAUUCUGCUGGAGGACAUCGACGCUGCUUUUUUGUCCCGAGAAGAUACCAAAAUGCAGAAGGCUGCUUUCGAGGGGCUGAAUCGAGUUACGUUCAGCGGGUUGCUCAACUGUUUGGAUGGAGUGGCUUCGACGGAGGCACGGAUAGUGUUCAUGACCACCAACUACCUCGAACGAUUGGACCCCGCCCUGAUCCGACCGGGACGGGUGGAUGUCAAGGAGUACGUGGGGUAUUGCACUAGGCAUCAGCUGGAGCAGAUGUUCAUGAGGUUCUACGCCGGCGAGGAAGGAGCGAUCAAUGCCAAAAUAUUUGCCGACAAAGUAUUGCAGGAUGGACGCAAUGUGAGUCCUGCACAGGUGCAAGGGUACUUUAUGAUUCACAAAAUGUCCGAUCAGGCGACGGUACUGGAGAAUGUGAACAACAUUUGGGAUAAUUUGUAAAAGGAAGUGGGGGAUAAGAAGUAGCAUAUUGCAAUUCACUGUAAGUAAUAAAGAAAUCCAGGCGAUACAUAA